Messenger RNA from Dermatophagoides pteronyssinus (European house dust mite), 1764 nucleotides. RefSeq lists its product as uncharacterized. The record is from RefSeq and is a predicted model, not a curated record. NCBI's taxonomy places the organism in Eukaryota, Metazoa, Arthropoda, Arachnida, Sarcoptiformes, Pyroglyphidae. Gene Ontology annotation, molecular function: metal ion binding; poly(A) binding. Gene Ontology annotation, cellular component: nucleus; cytoplasm. Gene Ontology annotation, biological process: regulation of mRNA stability.
ACGACAAAAUUCGUUAUAAAAAAAAAAAUUUUUUGUUUUAGAAAAGUAAAGUGUUUACGCAUAUUUUCAAUCACCGUUUUCAUAAAAAAAAAAUUCAUUUUAACUCGACCUUUUCAUUCGUUGUUUUUUUUUGUGUGUGAAAAUAAACAAAAUUAUGGAAGCCAACAGUAAAAUUAUUGAUGAACUGAAAGCAAGCGUCACUUCAAAACUCAAAGAACUUGAUCCGGACAAUACUAAUCUGGGAGGUUCAUUAAUCGAUUACAUAAUUGUUAUGGUUAUAAAUCAAAAAAAUAAAUAUGAAAUGAAACAUAAUUUAGCAUUGUUUUUGGGAAAAAUUUCGGAUGAUUUUGUUAAUUGGUUAUUCGAACAUCUGUCCAGAUUAAAACAACAACAACAACAACAAUUGACCAGCGAUGAUUCUGGUGUUGAUAUUGUACAAAAUUUGGAAAAAAAAUCUGAGAAAAAAGAUAAAAAAUCAUCAACGAAAAAAGAGGAUAAAUUGAAAAAAACCAUCGAACAUCAACAACAACAAAAAGAUAAAAAGAAAGAAACGAUAUCGAAUAAAAGAAAAAUUGCGGCCAAAUCGACAACAACUGAAGAAUCAUCAUCAUCAUCGAAACAACAACGUUUACCAAAGAAAAAAUUAAAAUCGGCUGUUGUUAAUCUUGAUGCUGAAAAUCUUCAUGAUGGUGAUGAAGAAAAUAAUGAAAAUGAUGAUCAUCAUCGAAUUCAAUCACAGAAUCGUAAACGAGCAAAGUCGGACGAUAAUAAUUUAACCGUCAACAAUGAUAAACCAGAACAACCGCAAAAUUUGGAAAAACCUCUGGUUUCAAAAAAUGUCUUGGAAAAGUGUCCAUCAACGAUUGCCAAAGCGAAUGAUAACGAUAAAAUUGAUCAGGUUUUGAAUGAAAAAUCGAUUGAAUCGAAUGCUGAUGUUGUUAAAAAUUCAGCGACUAUGACGAUGAUGACUACGAAGACGACUGCGUCGAUCGAAAACAGCAACAACAAGAUUCAAACGAAAUUCUUUGUAACAUUGGAUGGUGUUAAAAAUAUGUUUAAAGUUGCUACUGCUGCUACUGAUGUUGAUGAUGAUGAUUUAUUUUUGAUGGAUGAAGAACUGGAUCCUGAACUUAUGAAUGAAGAUUUUUCAAAUAUAUCGGAUCAAUUUGUAAUGAAUAAUAAAAAAGAAAAAUAUAAAGAUUUAGGUUCGAUGAUGAUGAAUAAUAAUAAUAAUAAAUUUGAACGUUGUCGUUAUUGGCCAUCAUGUAUGAAUGGUAAUAAAUGUGAUUAUUAUCAUCCAAUUAUUAAAUGCAAUAUGUUUCCACAUUGUCGUUUUGGUGAUAAAUGUCUUUAUAUACAUCCAAUUUGUAAAUAUGAUUCGGUUUGUUCACGUAAAGAUUGUCCAUUUUUUCAUACAUAUGUGGCCAAUAUGAAACGUAAUCAAUUAAUAAAUCCAACAGUAGUGAAUGUUAUUUGUAAAUAUUUUCCAAAAUGUGCAAAUCCAAAUUGUGAAUUUAUUCAUCCAAAAAUUAUUUGCCAUUAUGGAUCAACUUGUAAAACAUUUAAUUGUCCUUAUGUACAUCCAAAUAAUCCAAAUCAAAUACCUCAUCCAUCACAAUUAAAAUGGUCAUCAGAAAUGGGUGGUAUUGGUGGUGGUGGACAUGAUAAUCUUAUUAUUAAACAAAAACAAAGAAAACAACCGAUUGAAAUUUGAAAUCGAAAAAAAAAUCAACCAACCUUUGGAUGUUGAUUCAUUUCAUUUUA